CCUUAUACUGUCCACACUGGGUGAAACCAUGCGUGAAACUGAGUAAGAAGAAAACACUGGAUCAUGUUUCUGUCUGUCUAAUAUUCAACUUAAAACUAACUUCACCGCGUUUUAAUACCAGGGCUGUCGAAACACUGUCGGGGGAAAAAUAACGCAGUCCACUCAAAUGAGCAGUCAGCACAGCUGAACCAGCUCAGUCUUAUAGCAACGAAUCUUUAUCAAAAGAAGAUGAAAAGGUUGUUUUUGUUGCUUCUCUUCUGUCACGUUUCACCAGCAGUGAAACACUCCCUGAAGUAUUUCGUAGCUGCAUUUUCUGGAGUCUCAGACUUCCCAGAGUUCAUGGGAGCUGCAGUGUUUGAUGGUAUUCUGCUGGCUUACUGCGACAGCAACACCAGGGACAUAGAAGCAAAACAGGACUGGGUGAAAAACAUUUUACAAAAUGAUCCUCAGCAGUUACUGUAUUACACUCAUGAGUGUUUUGAGUAUCUGCCAAAUGUCUUCAAACCGAGGAUAUUUUUUUUUAAGCAGCACUUCAACCAAAGUGGAGGUGUCCAUGUUUUACAGUGGAUGAGUGGCUGUGAGUGGGAUGAGGAGACAGGGGAGGUUAAUGGUUUUAGUCAGUAUGGUUAUGAUGGAGAGGACUUCAUGGCAUUUGACCUGAAGACAUCGACAUGGAUCACUUUGAAACCAAACGCUGUCACCAUCAAAGAGAGAUGGAAUGCUGACAAACCUAGAGCAAAAAAUAAUGAGGUUUACCUCACUCAGAUUUGUCCUGAGUGGCUGAAGAAGUAUUUGGACUAUGGAAACAGCUCUCUGCAGAGAACAGAGCUUCCCUCAGUGUCUCUCCUCCAGAAGACUCCCUCCUCUCCAGUCAGCUGCCACGCUACAGGUUUCUACCCUGACAGAGCCCUGAUGUUCUGGAGGAAAGAUGGAGAGGAGCUUCAUGAGGACGUGGACCACGGAGAGAUCCUCCCCAACAACGAUGGAUCCUUCCAGAUGAGUGUUGACUUGAAUCUUUCAUCCGUCACACCUGAAGACUGGAGGAGGUACGACUGUGUGUUUCAUCUCUCUGGUGUGAAGGACGACAUCGUCACCAAACUGGACAAAGCAAAGAUCAAAACCAACUGGGGCAAAACUCUGUUUAGUAAUGACAAUGAUGGGUCCAGCAACAUCACCAUACCGAUUACUGCUGCAGUGGUUGUUCUCACUGUCGUUCUCAUCGCUGUUAUUGGAUUUACUGUUUACAAAAAGAAGAGAGCAAAUCGACCUCCAACUCCUUCUGUCAACAGCUCUGAGCUCUCUGAGAGACUGAAUGAUUGAGAAACACACCAACCAGCACCAUAGACUGUAUUAAAGCCCUGCACGCAGUGACGUCAUGUGAAAAGGCAAAACAGUAAAUACUGCACUGUGUUAAAUAUUCACACCUCUAGUCAGAGUACUGACAUUAGCACUAACCGAAUGCAGGUAAAUACUGUUAGCAGACAGAGAAAAUGCACUACAGAAAGACACAUGUAACACACACACCGAGCACUCAGCUCAGGGAAUAUCAGUGGUGGAGUUUCAAACCAAACUCACCAGUGGAAGAGGCCCAGUUCGUACUGAUUAAGAGUCGGUGCGCUGUUUAUCAACAGCACCAGCCAGUCAGUACAAAAGUUGGUAGUCCAACUUUGGUAUUGACGCUGAGAGUUAUAUUUGUUUGUUUGCUGAGUUACAGAAGAGGAGGAUUUUGUUGAGAUAUGGCAUCUUGCGGAGAUUUGAACUGAGAAAAUGACUAAUUCAUUAGUGCUUGAACUGUGUGUUUUGUAUUAAACACUGACUGUGUAAUACACUGUGACGUAAUGUUUUUGUGUAGCCUAAAUAUAUUGAACACUGAAAUACAACAUAAUUAACAUUAAAUGAUACUUAAAUGAACUGUUUGUUCUGCAUUUAGAGCAUGGUCUAUAUUUCAAAAAGUGGCAGAUACAAUCUCUGAAUGGCAGAAUAAAACCUGAAUGUGAAUUUCAGACCCCUGCCUCCAGUUAAACAAGCUUCCUUAAGAUAAAAGCAAAGAAACAUUCUGAGAUUGUUUUGACAUCCACCAUAAAACAUCUGUCACAUUACAGAUGUAAAGGAAAUAUCUACAAACAGAUGGCUUACUGUGAGCAACGAUACCUAGCUUUACAUGUAGGCCUAGAUACAAAACUUAUAUUUGGAAAAAGGCUGAAUGGGGUGGGGAUGGGGCAGUGGAUAAGGCGCAUGCCUUUGGCUUGAGAAAGUGGGGUUCAAUUUCCUGCUAACACAUCCACCAAUGUGUCUCUGAGCAAGACACUUAAACCCUAGUUGCUCCAGAGGUGUGCGACCUCUGACAUACAUAGCAACUGUAAGUCACUUUGGAUGAAAGCAUCAGCUAAAUGUGAAUAUGACUAGAACUCUGUUUUUUGAAAGCUUGAUUUAUUUGCACUGCCUGUCAAUCCUUUUGUACUGAUGUUCUUCUUUUUCAAUAAAAAGGGUUUUAUGUAAAGUCACACAAGUUCA
Micropterus salmoides (largemouth bass) is the source of this 2514-nucleotide messenger RNA. RefSeq names its product major histocompatibility complex class I-related gene protein-like. The transcript is spliced from 7 exons. Gene Ontology annotation, biological process: immune response. NCBI's taxonomy places the organism in Eukaryota, Metazoa, Chordata, Actinopteri, Centrarchiformes, Centrarchidae. Bases 229 to 1320 code for a protein of 363 amino acids. The record is from RefSeq and is a predicted model, not a curated record. Gene Ontology annotation, cellular component: external side of plasma membrane.